Molecule: messenger RNA, 6884 nt
Organism: Neopelma chrysocephalum (saffron-crested tyrant-manakin)
Lineage: Eukaryota; Metazoa; Chordata; Aves; Passeriformes; Pipridae
Gene: RAB22A
Product: RAB22A, member RAS oncogene family
Exons: 7
Coding region: 145-729 (194 amino acids)
Molecular function (GO): GTP binding; GTPase activity
Source: RefSeq, a predicted model, not a curated record
CCGGCGGCCGCCCAAGAUGGCGGCGCGGCCGCGCAGCCUGAGGAGGAGCGCGGGGCGCGGGUAACCGGGGCGGGCGCGGGGCGGCCGCGAUGAUCGAGCUGGGCCGCGUCUCAGGCGCUCGCUGAAGGCGCAGCCCGCCCGGCCAUGGCGCUGAGGGAGCUCAAAGUUUGCCUUCUGGGGGACACUGGUGUGGGCAAAUCAAGUAUCGUGUGGAGGUUUGUAGAAGAUAGCUUUGAUCCCAACAUCAACCCAACAAUAGGAGCCUCAUUUAUGACCAAGACUGUACAGUAUCAGAAUGAGCUGCAUAAAUUCUUGAUUUGGGAUACAGCUGGACAGGAGCGGUUCCGUGCUUUAGCCCCGAUGUAUUACAGAGGCUCAGCAGCAGCCAUUAUAGUGUAUGACAUCACAAAAGAGGAAACAUUCUCAACGUUAAAGAACUGGGUUAAAGAGCUUCGCCAGCACGGACCUCCCAACAUUGUUGUAGCUAUUGCAGGAAAUAAGUGUGAUCUCAAUGAUGUGAGAGAAGUCAUGGAAAAAGAUGCUAAAGACUAUGCAGAUUCCAUUCAUGCAAUAUUUGUAGAGACAAGUGCGAAAAAUGCAAUAAACAUUAAUGAACUCUUUAUAGAAAUUAGUCGCAGAAUUCCAUCGACCGACACCAACCCCCCGUCCAGCGGGAAGGGCUUCAAACUUCGGAGGCAGCCAUCGGUGACGAAGCGCAGCUGCUGUUGACCGACCCCCUUAGAAAGUCAAACUUGUUCCUACAGUAGGUGGUCUUGGAAGUUCAUAAGUUCACGUUGGGUUUGUAUUCUCAGUCUUAGAUCUUUAUCUGCUGGUGUUCACACACCCAGGGUCCCCCCCAAAAAAAAGGGACCAGCUCAUCCGACAGCCGCACGCUGGCAGACAGGACUGCAGCCGCGAUGCCGUGUGGUGGCUCUUGCAUUCAAAGGGAAUCCGUCAUCACUUUUUUUUGGCCUUGCCUGACAGGAAGGUGACUAUAUGGGUGGUAGAACUGAAACGUUUCAUAGUUUUCUAAUCAAGGUUUGAGGAGGUUUGGGGUUUUUUUUUUUUGUAAAAAGGGAAAUGAGCACUUUUGUGGGACAUCAGGGUGGGAGGAGUCUGGAAGUUAGAUGUCAUUUCUUCCUUUUCUUCAGUGAGCCUUAUUUUAAAUCUAAGUGUAGCUAAUCCAAAGUGUGAUGGGACAGUUGGUGUGAGAUGGCUACAGAAUAAGCAACUGAAGAUAAAUAGUAGGUAAAUCAGUCCAUCCAGUCCCCAAAUCCCAUUUGCACUUUUUAUUUAAAGAUGAUAUGCUCUGGGGGUGGGGACACAAGCAACAGAUAUUAAACCACAGACAAUCUUUCUUUCAUGCUGACUGUAAUCACUUUAAGGCAAAUUGAUAUGCUCAUAGGCAUCUUUUUGUUCUCAAAAGUUUUUUAAUAUUAAGAUGUUGGUUGAAGGAAACCUACCUGUAGUUCUGACUAAAUUAAGUGGUUACUGACUAAAAAGAGAUGCUGUAAACAGAUGCUGCCAGUGGUUCUGAUAAGACCUACAGGUUUUUGGGGAAAGCUUUUAAUUUCUUGGCAUGUGUAAAGUGUUCAUAGUAUAUUUAUGAGACCAGUGUUUAAAGUAUUAUAAAUUAUGUAAAAAAUAAUGCAAUCUUCUACACUCCUUCCAUUCCACACCUAUGGAUAAACCCUUGGGGACUCUCCAUCAGGUUUUUUUCCUGCAUUUUAGGUAUUGUCACUGUGAGUUCAUCCAGAGGCAGAUGAAAUUCUUUCUCUUUCAAUCACAUUUGAAAGGGCCAAUAGAGAAUGCUGUCAGUGCAGCAUGAGGACUGUCUGUUGAACAAGCUUUCAUCUGGGGUGCACCCAGUCUUUCCUAUUUUGGGCACAAAAAUACAAAUAGGAAGUAACCUUAAGACACGUGGUAACGUAGAUCGUUACCACUUGGUUCCUGGGGUUUUUAAUCUGUGAGGGGUUUUAGCAAUUCAGUGUUUAGCUUAUUCUGUAUUGGUUUUAGUAGGCUUUCAAUUAAACCAUAGGUUGACCAUACCUGUUUGUGCUAUUUUAUUUAUUUUUACUUUUUGUUUCUUACCAGCACUAGUGAGAAACUUUUAUACUUUUGAAGAAGAACAGCUUAAUAGACUUGAGUAUAUACUAAAAUAUGCUGUUUAGCUUUAGUAUCAAAAUGAGGUCAUGUUGAUGAUGCUUAUUCUUUGUUUUUAAUCUGGUUUUCUAUCAUCUCAAGUAUUUUCUCUGAAGGAAAUGUAAGAAAGUUUGUAAGAAAUGAAAGGACUCGUAGUUCAGAUUAGUUUGUAUUCGUGACAAUUCCCACAGAGCUGUUCUGGAGCAAAACAGGCAAACUGUUGCAGUGAGGUUUCUGAAAGGGUCAGGAUGUUCUAAUGAAAUUUGGUGACUACAUUUCUGUCAUGCCUUUUGCUCACCCUGCCUGCACUGCCAAUGAUGCCUUCUUUGCCUCACGCCCAAAAAACACAACUUCCUUGCACACUUCCUAUCCUUUUGCAGUUCUGAUCCUGAAUUACUGCAGUUAAUGGAAACAUGGAAAUAGCCAAUGUUUGAGAUUGUCCAAACUACAAACCCUGGAGGGAGGCUGCUCUUUAACACCUGCCUGUUUAAACUGACAGACGGUUGAUGUAAGUUCUGAGUCAAGAGAACUGUUUAUUGAUCCAUUGGCCCCAGCUGGAAGCUGGAAUAGUCUUCCCUGGAUGAGAUGCACAUGUUGAUUGCUUCAUUUUUCUUGUAGAAGAAUGGUUUCUUUUGUAUUAAUAAUUUGUCAGGUCAUCUGCUUUCAUCUUGCACUAGGCUUGCUGGAAUUGAUUUUAUUUUGUCCCAACAUAGCUUCUCUAUUUGGUGAUACAUUAGUAUUUGAGUGUUUGGAGAGCUGAUUAUCAACUGUUCCAGCUAAAUUUUUUAAUAAUUUUUUUCUGUGAAGAAGUUGUUAAAAAAGCUCAGGAUUAAAGUUUUAUUCCACCAUAUCUUUCUGCUUAAUGAGUGGAGCUCAUCAGAGAGACCAGACUUUCAGAUGCUCUCAAAGGGAAUUCCACAAUCACAGAAUGGGUCAGGUUGGAGGGGAGCACAGUGGGUCAUCUGGUUCAACUUCCCUGCUCCAGCAGCAUCUUCCCAGAGCACAUGGCACAGCUUAAUUCCUGCAAAACAGGUCUGGAAUGGUAAAGUACCAUGUAUGUAAAAAUGUAGCGAGGUGCGUGUCAUAGCAUUGAUCCAGAGCAUUUUUUAACUGAUAGAAUAUGACUGUUUCAACUUCUAAACAACACCACUACCAUUCUUUCACAUGAAAGUUACAGAUUUGAACAAAAAUAUAAUUUGGUAAAUAUUUAGUUCUUAAGCUUUGGAGCAACUUGAAUGUGCUCCCCAAGUUUUGGGAGGUGUCUUCAUCCAACCCUGUAAAUUACAACAGCCACUUGGCUGCCUUGCCAGGCUCCUGAUCUGUGCUGUAGGUAAUUUUGUAGGAUAUUUUAUAACCAUCCUGAAAACUGGCACAACUAAAUGCCCAAGAAGGCAAAAUCUGGAAACUUACAUUUAAUAACAUGAACGUCUAGUAAUCCUACUACUGAAAAUUGUUACAGGUGCUUUGAAAAGCUCUAAGACAAUUCUAACACUUUUUGCUGUUGCCAAGAAGGUAAAGACUUUGUUCUUAGGUCCAUGUUGAAACAAAACAAAUCACUGCUCUUCAGAACCCUGCUGACAUCAGUGAGACCCUUCCUUUAAGUGCUGCAGGAUCAGACAGUUAAUGGUUUAGAAGGAUGUUUUGUGCAGACUUGAGUCUUUGAUGUGUUGCUUUACAUUUAAUGCCACUGGCCUGCUCAAGAAAGAUUAUUUAUUUGCUUGGGAAAAGAGUAAGAGGAGAGGAGACAGUGCCUGCUUACUGAUUUGGAAGUCUAAUCCUUUAACCUGAUUGAGGGAGAGCUACAUUUGUGGUUAAAGCUUCAUUUAACUAUCAAGAAGUAAUUCAGGGUGGAUAUCUUGGAUGGUUUAAAAGUUGGCCUCAGCAAGACUUUUUUGUUAACGCUGUUAAGCUUAAAUUAUUCCUCAAAAUAAGGUAAUAUUAGCUGGAAAAGGAAGCUGUAGCAGUGAUGUUUGAAUGACUUGCUUGUGGAACAGUCUUUAGUGUGUAUUAAGGGUGUUGUAGUUUAUUUGUGGUGUGCUAUGUCAGCAAUCUGCAAAGACUGUCUUGGGAAUUGAUGAUGUACAGGACAGAAGCUGUCAGAGCAGUGGAGCCUCACCCUGAGUGAACCUCCCUCCCAGCAGCAAUAGCUACAGACAAGCAGGGAAAAAUCAUCUCAAACAUGAGGAGAGUCUGCAUCACUCACUGACUUCAACUUCUAUACUGCCUGCUCAGUUUCUAAAAAGGCUUCGUGUAUCUCUUGUGAACACUUUCAACCUCUAGAAAAAAAGAGGCUUUUCUGUUCAUGGACAAGAGAGCAGGACAAACUUUCUUAACUUUCCUAGCAGGAAGUCGUUUUACAGAGACCUGAGUUGGUUUAUACCCCACGAGUCAGUUACUUGAAGCAGGAGAAUUGUGUACUUGAAAUUAAGCUUCUAAAAAAAAUCUGCACAAAAUUCUCUGAAGAAAACUGUUAAUGUUUUAUGUUCAGAUCCCAUCCCUAGUAAUAGAUGACUAGUAAUGGUAGGUGACAGAAGAUUUACAGAAAUAAGAUGUUGGUGUGAAAUACCAAUGUCAGAUGGAAACACAGGUUCUAAUAUUAAAAAAGUCAUGUUAGCUUUCCUUUGAGUCUUAUGGCUCCAGCUUGUCAAAAGGAAUGUGCUUGAAACUACAUCUCUGUAUAUCCUACAAAAUUCAGGUGCCAAAACAUAAUUCCCUAACAUUAUUGAGGCCUUCUGACACCAGUGUUUCUGAAACAUCCCUUGUGAUAUUCUGGAGGUCUCAAAAGUCUGAAUGCAAAGCAUUUCUUGCUCAGCUACAGUCAAACAUUCAUGACUUGGAAAAAAUCAAACAAACAUUACCAGCCUUUGUCCAUGAAGUGUCACAGAUAACAAAUCUUUUAAGGGAUACAAGACUAUCCUGAAAUCCAAGAAUACUGAUGCUCUUAGCCUCUGACAUGUCAAAAUGAUCCUAGGGUCAGCUUUUUCCUCCUUCCCCCUCCCAUUUCACCCCACCCCUGAAUUUUUAACAUAGUGUUGUCAAGAGUGUACAUGCCAUAAACAGCUAUUCAGAAAUACUUUAAAGAGUUCUAAUGGCUCAGAGUUAUUUGGUGCUUUCUAUUUUACAUGGAAAAUCAAGGCAGUAGGAUGACUCUUCUCAGUUUAGAGUCAGGACUUCUUAGAAGAAACAAUUUUGCUGUUCCUGUUACGUCAUCCUGCAAGUUGAUGUUCUUCAAUUUUUGCUUAAACACUACUAUAAAUUUUAUUCAAGGAGCUAAUUACCUUUAUAAAGGUGUUCUUUUAAGAAGGUUGGGGUUUCCUUUGCUUUGUUUCUAUUGAUGUUUUCACAUAAGUAUUAUGGAACAAACCAACUGCUACUUCUUUUCCCAAUGUUGAAGGGCACAGACCACUCCUCCUGUCAUGCACUUCCCGGUGUGGGUGUGAUACUCCAUCCAGUUGUUGCACUUGGACAUGCUGUAACUCUGACACCUUGGUAGAUUCACUGCUACUGUCUUGCCUCACUUCUACUCAUGUUACAAUAUGUAUUUCCUAUUAAAUCCAUUAUGUUUUCUUGGCAAUUUGUUCUUUGUUUCCUUGUGGGGUUUAGACAGGAAUAGUUUUGGCGUGUGUCUUUUUUUGCCACAAAGGUUCUGGAAGUAUCUGCUACAACAGCAAAUAUUUGUAAGCAAAGUAGAAAUUCAUUAGUACAGCUUUAGGAAACUGUUAAUGCAGCUGAGAGCUGCACCACAACUGUAUUUUACCACAUAAUGAAGGCUAAAAGCACAUUCACCUGAAGGAGCAAAUUAUUGUAAGCCUCUAGUAACACAAUGUAAACUCUUCUGUGUUUUAACUUCCUUUUUUGUACUUCCUCUUCCUGAAUAUUGUGUGUCCAGCAGUGACAUUGUGACGGUGAAUUAAUUGAUUUAAGGCACAGAAAUGGAUCACAUUUCUGGAGCUGCAAGACACUUAAGACUUCCUGGCUAUCUUCCCACUUUUACCCCCCACGCUGAAUACAAUGAAUUUAAAAAAAAAAAAGAAGGUUUCUUCUCAACGAGAAACUUUGCAUUUGUGUGUUCAGGACACAAAAAUCCCCUGAUAUGCAGAUAGCUCUUGCAGUGUAAUAAAUGUUUGCCUGUAAAAUUAGGUGUGAAGGUUAACCUUGGUAUCAGCAAUUCUUGUCCCUCGUAAGAACAUUCUGCCUUUUCAGUCUAGGAUUGAGUUAACCUGUUACAAGGGUUGAAAGGUCUGUGCCUUCUUAUUAUAUUCUCUCUUACUGAAACAAACUCAAGCCGCUCCAAGUUACAGAGCGUUUGCAGCACUGUAAACUGCACAAAUCUCCAGCCAUUGCUUCACUGCAUGAAGUGUAGUCAGAUUACUAGUGGUGAAAUAUUGUAGUGAUGAAAUUCCCAAGCUUAUGAAUGUUUUGAGACUUUUUUUAGUCUUCUCUUGGGCUGGUCCUGAGAGCGUGUACAGGUUUGUCUGUAUUGUUGGUUUGUAGAUGCUAAUGAGGAAAACCAGGCUUUUGUUCUCUCCUUUUUGUUUGAAUUGUUACACUCCCAUAUAGUGCAUAGAAUGCAAAUAAAGAAAUGUUGAUUUGACAUAAUGUAAACAGCCUUUUCAGCCUAAGCAUUCAUAAUAAACUUUUAUAGUGUAAUAACAUGCUAAAUCACUACCAGUCUGAUGUAUUGUGCAAAAAAAAAAAGAAAAGGUGUAAACAUUUUAUUAAUAAAAAGCUUUGUUUAUAAA